CCUUGAUGGUCAAAUACGUAGUAAUGGUACAAGGCAACAACAACAAUAUUCCUCAUCUAUUCCGAUGUCCUUAACUGCUAGAAACGAAGGACUUGGUGUCAAUGGUUUUCUGUAUAAUUCUGGAGUACGCGAAAGGGACGAGCAUUUAUCAGAUGAUGAGUCAUAA
This is a messenger RNA of Racocetra fulgida, 166 nucleotides long. Lineage: Eukaryota; Fungi; Glomeromycota; Glomeromycetes; Diversisporales; Gigasporaceae. The record is from the annotation of a GenBank genome assembly.